Messenger RNA from Thlaspi arvense, 4040 nucleotides. Lineage: Eukaryota; Viridiplantae; Streptophyta; Magnoliopsida; Brassicales; Brassicaceae. The record is from the annotation of a GenBank genome assembly.
AUAGAAUUGAAUUUUUAAAUCCUAUGUGGACAUCUUUAGAGGCAUUUAGCAUCAACUUUUAUUAGUAAUAGAUGAUGAUUUAGAUACUUUUAAAACAUGUGUCUUCUUCUAAAUGAUUUAGUUUUUUUCUGUUUCAAAAUUUAAUUACAAAAUCAAAUAACAUAAUAAAUAUUAAUAUAAGAUUAGUUGAGAUACGAUUUUGAGUAUGUAACGAGUGGAGAUGCUCUUAGUCCGCCCACCGAGCGGGCCCCAGCGUCAGUAUACUGAAUGGUGAGAAAGCAUCUGGCAUCGUUGUUCAAACAUCUCCAUUCGAUCCAGCCAAAACUUUCCAAUGGCGGAUUCCUCCUCUUCAGAGACGCUACUCGCUGAGUCGUGGCAAGUGUUCAUCAAUUUCCGGGGAAAGGAGUUGCGCGGCAAUUUCAUCAGCCACCUUGAGGGAGCCUUAGACCUAGCUAAAAUCAAAUACUUCAUCGACACGAAAGAGAUCCCUAGCGAAGAUCUUACCAUCCUUUUCAAGAGGAUCGAGCAAUCGGAAAUCGCACUGCCCAUCUUCUCGAGCAUGUACGCUGAAUCAGUGUGGUGUUUAGACGAGCUCGUGAAGAUCGUGGAACAAGAAGAGAAAGGAAAACUCAGAAUGGUCCCCGUCUUCUACAACGUGACACCUGAGGAUGUGAGAAACCAGGAAGGAGAGUUCGGACGUCUAUACAGAGCGACUAAAAGGAAACGAGAGAAUAUGCCUAAGUGGGAGAACGCUUUGCAGUCUGUUCCAAGAAAGCUAGGCUUGCAUUUGGCGAAUUAUAAAAACGAGAAGGAACUCGUGGACAAGAUUGUCGACUCUGUUAAAAGAUUGCUUGCCAAAACUCCACCAGUAAAAGAACAUCUCAACGGGCUCUCUACGAAUCUCUCAUCUGUAAGUUCUAAUGGCAAUAUUUCCUCUGGACACAUCGAGAAGUCUAAAGCGCCCAAUGAUAACAAUGAUAACAAUGAAAUGACACGACGCCUUAAUCAACUUGAAGAGAAAUUGGAUCCUAAUUGCCCCGAAACUCAGAUUGUUGGAAUUGUUGGUAUGCCUGGGGUUGGUAAAACCGCUCUGGCCGAAAUGCAUUUCAUUAAGAACUGUCCCCUUUUUAAUUUUACGAAGAACAUCAGGAUGAUCCGGGAGGAGUCAAAUGAUAAAUCGGAUUGGCUGCGGGACAAACUUCUGGAAGGUGAACAGUUUAAUGGCGAGGCUAAAAUGUUCAAGAUGAAGAUUCUGGUUCUUGUGGAUGAUGUGAGCCAUAAGGAGCAAGUCAAUGUUUUACUCGAAAAUCUCCAACGGAUUAAGAAGGGCAGCAAGAUUGUCAUCACAACACGAGACAAGUCAACGAUCGCAGAACUGGUUCACGAUACUUAUAUGGUCCCUGGACUGAACGAUAAAGAAGCCUUGGAGCUCUUUAAACACCAUGCCUUUAACGAUAAAGCAUCUGGAACUACCACUGGGAACUUCCCGGAGCUAUCCAAGAAGUUUGUGGAUUACGCUGGAGGCAAUCCACGAGCCCUCGAGGAAUUAGGAAAGGAGCUUUGUGGGGAAGACGAGGCUCACUGGAAAAGGAGACUUGCAACGCUGCCGCAUUGCUGCAAUCCGAAGAUCCUAACGGAAUUGAGAAUCAGUUAUGAUAGACUGAGUGAUCAACAGAAGGAUGCGUUUCUGGACAUAGCUUGUUUCCUCAGAUCAGAGGAGGAGGACUAUGUGAAAUGUUUACUAGACCCUUAUGCCCCUGACUCUGGUGAAGCUGUCAGAGAUCUUGCUGAAAAGCUCUUCAUCUGCAUCUCUGCCGGACGAAUAGAGAUGCAUAAUCUAUGGUCUACACUGGGCAAGGAACUUGGUUCAUCCGAUGGAAAUAAGUCAGGGAAAAGAAUGUGGAAUCAUGAACAAAUCACUAACACCCUACGCUCAGAGCAGUUGAUCCACAAUCAGAAAAUAGAAAAGGUGAGAGGUAUAUUUCUAGACACGUCCGAAGUUAAGACGGGUAUACCCAUAGAACCGACAAUCUUUGUGAACAAGUUCAACAAGAAGAAUCUGCGAUACCUCAAAAUCUAUGACUCUCUUUGUCCUCAGCAAUGUGAAGUUGACUGUAAAGUAAACUUGCCUGAUGGUCUGGAGUUCCCGUUUAAAGAGAUCCGUUAUCUCCACUGGCUAAAAUUUCCAUUGGAUGAACUUCCACCAGAUUUCAAACCAGAGAAUCUUAUUGAUCUCAGGCUGCCUUACAGUAAGAUCGAACGUGUUUGGGAAGCUGUUCAGGAAACGCCAUGGUUGAAGUGGGUGGAUCUACGUUAUUCAACCAAGUUAACUGACCUGUCCGCAUUGUCCAAGGCAUUUCAUCUCCGAAGAUUAAAUCUUGAAGGCUGCACGAUUCUUGAAAAGUUGCCAAGAGAGAUGAAAAAUAUGAAAAGCCUUGUUUUCCUUAACCUCAGAGAAUGCGUAAUGCUCUCGUCUCUACCGGAGGAACUGGAUUUAGUCUCCCUGAAGACUCUCAUCCUCAGUGGCUGCUCAAACUUUAACAACUUUGAGCUGAUUUCUGAAAACCUUGAGUUUCUACAUUUAGAUGGCACUGCAAUCGAGAGUCUUCCUCAGAGCAUCCAGAACUUUCAGAAACUUGUGUUAUUGAACCUGAAAGACUGCGAAAAGUUGGAGUUUCUGCCUGCCUGUCUCGACAAGCUGAAGGCUCUUGAAGAGCUAAUACUCUCUGGUUGUUUAAAGCUUCAGAGUUUUCCUGAUAUUAAGGAGAACAUGGAAAACCUGCAGAUUUUGCUACUUGAUGGGACCUCAAUCAAAGAGUUGCCGAAGAUGUUAUUACACUGUGGGAACUUCAAAGACCAAGCGGUGUUCCAUCGGCAACCUCGGAUGAAUGGUCUCUCCAUGUUGCUGCGUCUAUGCUUAAGCAGAAACAAUAUGAUAUGCAGCCUACAAUCUAGCAUUAGUCAGCUCUAUCAUCUGAAAUGGAUCGAUUUGAAGCAUUGCAAGAAUCUUUUAUCUAUUUCAAGACUCCCUCCGAAUCUUCAAUGCUUAGAUGCACAUGGUUGCAGCUCACUGAAAAGAGUAGCGAGUCCACUGGCUAUUCUUAUGCCAGCGCAGCAGGUCCCCUCCUCAUUCAUUUUCACCAACUGUGAGAAACUAGAGCACGUCGCAAAGAAUGAAAUCAUAUGUUAUGCUCACAAUAAGAGUCGGAUGAUUUCAGAUGCAUUGAAUCGCCACAAUAAGGGUCUUGCAUUUGAAGCUUUGGUGGCCACUUGCUUUCCUGGAAGUGAAGUUCCUGCUUGGUUUAGUCACAAAGCUUCUGGAGCGGCGUUGGAGCCAGAGCUGCCACGACAUUGGCGUGAAAGUGGGUUUGUUGGAAUAGCUCUAUGUGCCGUUGUCUCGUUUCAGGACCACAAAAUUCAGAACAACAAACUCCAGGUGAAAUGCAAAUGUGAGUUCAACAAUGUUAAGACAUCCUCCAGCAACUUUAACUGUCAUGUUGGAGGUUUAUCCGAAGCAGGCGAUGAGCAACGCACGAUUGAAUCGACUCAUGUGUUCAUUGGCUACAUCAAUUGGUUAAAUAUCAACAAGUUUCAAGAAAAAGAUGGUGAUAAGGGAUGUGUUCCUACUAAGGCUUCCAUUAAAUUUAGAGUGACGAAUGAUAGUGGGGAGGUUGCGAAUUGCGAUGUAUUGAAGUGCGGUUUCAAUUUAGUUUAUGAAUCUGGUUCUUGGGAGGCAAGCUUAUGGACAGAGGACUUGAAACAAGGUGAAAAUAGAUGGUUGGGUCUCUAUAGAAGCAUAAGAAGGUUUUUUUAAAUUAUGAUUGCAAAUUGUGACGAAAGUACAACUAGAGACGAUAAAUUCAAUAGGAAAGCAAUUUGUUGGUACAUAGCGUCAUUGAUGGGUAAUUAGCUUCUCUUAUCUACUUGCAAUGCAUGUCAUUGUACAACAUUUUUGUUUUUUAUGUCUCUAGUAUCAAAACAGAGCCACGAAUGUUGGUAUCACUGAAGUAGUGAUAAGUGAUAAGCAUGGCAUUUCCUAU